This is a messenger RNA of Notolabrus celidotus (New Zealand spotty), 2342 nucleotides long. RefSeq names its product GTPase IMAP family member 7-like. Bases 292 to 1122 code for a protein of 276 amino acids. The record is from RefSeq and is a predicted model, not a curated record. Gene Ontology annotation, molecular function: GTP binding. NCBI's taxonomy places the organism in Eukaryota, Metazoa, Chordata, Actinopteri, Labriformes, Labridae. The transcript is spliced from 3 exons.
AGCUGGCUUCAUAGUGGGUGCAGUGCUUAGGGGAAUGUUAAAAAUUAACUAAGAUAUUCAACUGAUACCAUAUCUGUGCAGCGUCCCACCCAUCCAAUAACACAAAGGUUGUCCCAGGUAACUUUGAUUUCAGUUCAGAUCACAAGAUCACCAGUGAGCCAGACGGCAGACGAUCUCAGCCGAUAAAGAUACAAAAGGACUCCUGAGGUUCCAAAGCAGUCUGAGACUACCGCUUCACAGGUCUGAGAAAAUUGUUUCUUCACUGGACACAAACAACAAGCUUUGAACCUGAUGGCAGCCCUCAAAGACAGUCAGAGCAGAGACAGUCUCAGGAUGGUGCUGAUUGGAAAGACUGGCAGUGGGAAGAGUGCAACAGCAAACACCAUUUUAGGCUACGAUCAUUUCACUCCCAGAGUUGCCCCAAAGCCAGCUAAUACAUCCUGUGAACAAGCAACAGGGGAGAUUGCUGGAUGUCCUGUCACUGUGGUCAGCACCCCCGGCUUGUAUGACACGCAUCUGUCUAAUGAAGCGAUUCAACAGGAGCUUUAUAAGUGCUUCACUAUGUUAGCUCCUGGACCUCAUGUGUUCUUACUGGUGCUGCAGAUCGGGUUCAUUACUCCACAGGAGUUAGACUCUGUUGAACUGAUCAAGAGGGUUUUUGGCGAGAAGGCUAAAGAUUUCAUCCUCAUCAUAUUCACCAGGGGAGAGGCACUGGAAGGUCAGUCAGUUGAGAGUUAUAUUGAAUUUUGCGGUGGCUCUGUCAAAAAACUUGUAAAUGACUGUGGAGGGAGAUACGCUGUCCUCAAUCACAGAGCAGGGAAUAACCAAGAACAAGUCAGAGAGCUGCUGACAAAGGUCGAGACCCUGGUGUGGGCAAAUGGUGGCAACUGCUACAACGCUGAGGUGUUCCAAUUAGCGAAAGGAGUCUAUGAAAGGGAGAGGGAGCAAAUCAUGAGUAUGGGACACUAUGUCAGUGAAAGAGAAUAUAAGGAAAUGCAAGCAAAGCUAGAGAGAGAUAGACAACAAAACCAGGCAGAGGUACAAAAACUCAGACAAGAAGUGUAUAAAAUGAAUGCAAAGCUUUCAGAGAGAAACAACGAAUGGGGUUGCAUCAUCGCCUAAUGACAGGGAACAGAAAACAUUUACAACAAAUCCACCUGAAAAUGUCUUGCUCUCAUUGAGAGAGCAAAUUUGAUCCACUUACAGAGUCAAGCAUUGUUUGAAGUACAACACUCACAGCUCAAAAGUGGAGUUAGAAGAAGUGGAAGCAGAGUUUUCACUGGGUUUGUAUGUAAUUGUGCCGUAUUAAUGGAUACAGGUAAUCAUUUUAAAUUCCUCCUGGAGAUAAAUUAGCCUCAGAUUGAUAUGAACCAAGCAGCAGCUUCCUGUCUUGAGAAAUAAAGCCCAUGUGGGAGUGUUAAAAACUGCAGUUCCUCCAGUGGCCACUUGAGGCUGGCUGCAGAAGCACCUGAAACCACAUACACACCUAUUCUAAAAAACUGAUCUUACAGCCUGGUUCAAAAAAGGGUUUUGGUCUAAAUAGCUAAUUUCUUGGUACAAACUGUACCGGGGUUGAACUGUUAAAAUUACCUUUUAAUUAUUUUUGAAAAUAUGAAUGGAGUCUAUGACAUGAACUUAUAGUAAUCCCUUCUUGGUAUCAUGGUGGGAUUUUGCUCUGAGCCUCUUUCUCAUGUUUAAAACUACUGAGACAGAAAUCUGUAACAGGAAGUCCACUUAACACAUUAACUGCAUUGUAUAGCACCUGGGCAACCUGUUAGUUUCUGUUAUUAUGAGCAGGCAACUAACUAUUUGUAAUAAUAUAAAACUAUCUUUUUUACUAGAAUAAAAUAGGGAUGAGGACUAAUGGUACUUGUAAAUGUUGAAAAUGUAAGCAUGGUUUAUUCAAGGUUUUUGUCUACAAUCAAAUCAGUGAUGUUUGAAACAAGUUUUAACUUCUGGGACAGAGCGUAGUGACCUCAAGUGUAUCUCAGAACAAUGUACAUAUCCUAACUUCAGAAUGAUUUGAGUUGUGUAAAUGAGAGUGGAGAUUGAAUCUGGCCCUGUGUCUGUGUAUCUGCUGCCCUCUGCUGGUUUCCUGUUAUCAUUGGUUACUGCUCAAACAGUCUGCAGUGUGCUCCAGCUGAAACAACAUCUUGUUUUCUUUGAAUCGUUUUCUUAACAUGUUUUUAACUUUCAUAAUCUUCUAUAUUUGACUUUAUAUCUUUAAUGUUUGGUAAUAUGUCCGAGCACUGACAUGGUUUGUGUCUGUAAAUAAUCUCAAUGCUGUUUUUUUUCCUCUGUGUUGUUUAUUUGUAAAUAAAGAGCCUUUUGCUUUCACACUG